Molecule: messenger RNA, 4755 nt
Organism: Paramecium sonneborni
Lineage: Eukaryota; Ciliophora; Oligohymenophorea; Peniculida; Parameciidae
Source: the annotation of a GenBank genome assembly
AUGAAUCCUUAAGAAAAAUUAGAUUAAAUAUCCUAAUAGGUUGAUUCUUUAAGUAGGAAAUAUGGUGAAAGAAGUAUUUCACCUAGUUAAGAUUCUUCAAGAAAGAAUAGUAUAAUUUCAAUUAUAUCCAAGUGCGUCGAAUUAAAAGUAGUGCUCAAUCAUUAAAAACUUUCAAUAUGAAACCUCAAUAGUAAAACUUUCUAAAAACAUCUAAAGAAACAUCUGGAGGAGGAUUCUAUAAGAGAUCUUAAAUUAUGGGUACAUCAUUUCCUUCAAUACGUACAAAAGAAAAACAGAAGUAGUAUUCUAAAUUAUUCAAGUAAUGAUUAAAAAUAAGGAAAUACAAAAAAAGAAGAAAGUUUAAGUUUGGUUUAAAUAGAUUCAGUUUUAGGUAUCAAAUCAUUAUUGGGACCUAAUCAUCAUUGUCAGUUCGAAAUAUAAGUAAAAAAUCUUGUAGCGAAAUUGGUAUAAAAUAUAAGUCUAAUAAUUUAAGGAAGCAAGUGAGUUAUUAACUAUAAAAGCAAAGGAUGAAUUGGAAAGCGUAAUUUGGAUGGUCAAAAAUUACAAUAGUGAAGGAUUGAUAUCGAAAUUAUUACAAUUGUAAUAAUUAAAAAAUGAAUUAGAGAAGGAUUAACAAUUAAUGAGGGAUGAAAUUGAAAUGUUAGGAAUGCAAAGAGAUAAUUGGUAAACUAAAUAUUAGGAAAUAUAUGAAAAGUUAUUGAAAAUGCAAGGAAUAGAAAAUGAUCUCCAUGAUGCAUUGCAUAAAUUGUAGAUGUCGAAUGAAUCAUUGGAAUAGAUUAAUAGAAGAUUAAGAGAGAAAUAAUUAGAGGUUUAAGAUUGGUAAAGGAAAUGUAAUACACAUGAUGAAUAAUUUAAAAUAAGAAUAAAUAAAUUAGAAGAGACAUUGAAGGAGAAGGAAACACAAAUAUAGCAAUUAUAAAAGAAAUUAUAACGAUUGGAUAGUGAGAGUGCAUUUUUAUAAUAAGAGAUGAAGAAUAAGAGUGAAAAAUUAGAAGAAGAGUAAAGAAGAUCAAAAUAAUUACAUGCUGAGUUAUUAGAUACAAGAGUGAAUAAGGUUUAGAAUUUAUAGGAUGAAAUUGCUAAAUAAAAAAAGGUUAUAUAAUAAAGAGUGGAAGAGAUUGAAGAAUAAGAAAAGAAAAAUAAAUUAUUGAAUGUAAAGAAUUAUUAAACUAUUUAUAUAGAAUAAAUUAAAUUUAUUAGAAACUUAAUUAAAGAAUUUUGAUGAUGUAGCUAGAUAAGAGAAAGAAGAGUUAGAAAAGGGAUGGUAGAAAAAAUAUAAAGAAUUAGAAAAAUUAAGUGUUUAAUAUAAAAGAGAUUUGAAUUAAUUAGAAAUCUAAUUAUAAUAAGUUGAUUUAUUAGUUUAAUAGAAAGAACAUGAAGUAGAAUAGGCUGUAGUUAAAAUAAAAGAAUUAUCAGAUUUAAAUGAAAGAUAAUUAUAAACAAUAUAAGCUAAUUCUAUUGAAAUACUUAGAUUGAAUCAAGAAGUGGAAGAAAAAGAUUAAGAUUUAUAAUAUGCAGAAUAACAACAUGAAGAAAUUUCUAAAGAAAGAACUGUAUUGAUGGAAAGAAUAGAUCUUUAGAAUAAUGAGAUUUCUGAUUUGAAAUAAUAAGUAUUUUAAAUGAAAAAGGAAUUAGAAGGAUUAAGGUGGGAGAAGUAAGAUUAAGAUAGAAAACUUGAAAGAUUAAAUGAAUAAAUAGAGUAAGCAAAUUAAAGUUCAAAUUAAUAUAGAUAAUAAUUAGAUGAAGAGAUUAAAAAAACCUAUUAAUUAUAUUCUGAAAUCAAUAAAUUCAAAUAAGAUAUUGAAGAUUUAUAAGUUUAACAUUUAAAGGAAAUGUAAUAAUAAUAGAAGAUUAUUGAUGGUAAGGAAGGAGAUAUAAAAAAACUUCAUGAUAAAUUAUAAGAAUUUUAAGAUUAAGAUAAAGAUUUAUCAGACAAAUUAAAAAAAUUGAUAAAUGAAAAUGAAAACAAUAGUAAGUUAAUUCAAUAAUUGUAGAAUGAAAAAUAGGAAUUGGAGUAGUAAAUUUAAGAAUUAAAGAAAUUAUUGAAUGAAUUAUCAAAUGAUAAAUAAUAAUUACUUUAAAAAAUAGAAGAGAUAAAAAAUGAUAAAACUGAAGUUCAAUUAUUAUAGGUGGAAAUAGAAAAAUUAAAAGCAGAUUUAGAAUAAAAAAAGAACUAUGAUGAAUUGAAAGAGAUUGCUAGCUAAAUUAAUUCAGUUUAUGAAGAGAAGGUUUCUUUAGAGACUUAAAGAAAUGAAUUAUAGGUUUAAUUAAAUAAAACAACAGAAGAACUUAAGGAAUGGAAGGAUAAAUUAAUUAAAUUAGAAAAUGAAAAGAAAAAGAAUGAUGAUGAAUUUAAAUAAUAUAAAGAUAGAGCAGAAGAGUAAUAAGAAAUUUAUUUAUAAUCAAUAAAAGGAUUAGAAAAAAAGAAUCAUUAGCUCAAUUAAGAAUUACAAAGUGUUCUUGAUAAAAUGGAGUCUUUAGAAGAAGCACUUUAAAAUUAAAACAAAGAUAUUAAAAUAAUUCCUAAAUAAGCUUAAGUUCCUCUUCAUAGAAAUAAUACCUUUUAAUAAAUUUUUGUUGAAGAUAAGGUAUUCUCUAAAGAAAGUACAAAUGAUGAAAUUCUACUAAGAUUCUCAGAAAUCGAUUUUAGUAGAUCUAAAGGUCAUCUAACAAUUUGUUUUUGGGUUAAAAUUGAUAGAACAAAUUCAAAAGAAAUGCUUCCUAUUCUAAAAAUUAGUACAGAAAAUAAAAAAUUAUUAGAGAUGGGUGUUUAUUUAGAUACUAGAUAAGUAUAUAGCACUUUUAUUCCUAACAAUCAUCCAAAAAAUACUAAAUAAUAGAAUCCAUUAACUGUAACUUCUUAAUUACCAAUUAAAUUGGGAGAGUUUUAAUUAUUAGCUUUAAUUUUAAAUGAAUCUGGGUAAUAUAUGGAUAUGGGUUUAUGUUUAAAUGGAGUUAGGGAUGAUUAAGUUUCUAUUUCAACUUCUUUAAUUUUUCCAGAAGCUCAACUAUCAUUUGGAAAAUAUACAACUCAUCAUCUAGUUUUAAAAGAUUGUUUAGUAAUCACAGAGAAUUUAUAAAGAGUUAACAUUUUUAAAGAAGUAUAUUAAACAUUUUAUUAAAAAUAUAAUGGUAUAAAAAAGAUGAGUAGAAGGUAUGGAUAAAAGAAAGAAAAUAUAUCCUAUUUUUCUGCAGGAGAUCUUAUAUUUUUUUUAAUUUAAUAACAUGAACAAUCUCCUCCUAAAUCAGGAAGUAGAUCUAAAUCUCCUCCACCUACUUAAGCAGUGAUUAUUAAUAAUAAAACUAUUCCAGCAGGAUUAGUAAAUUAAUAUGAAUUAGCCAAUACUUAAAUUAAAACCGAAGAAACUAAACCAGAAGAAGUAUAAGAAUAACCAUAAUGGAGUAGAAAAUAUUCAGUUGAAAAACUCAAGAAAUUCUUAUUUACUAAUUUUAAUUAUAAAAGAUUGUUAAAUCCAUUCACUGAAAAUUAUGAUUAUAUUUCUUUAGGAUUGUAAUUAUUACAACCACCACGUAAUGAUGAAUAACCUCCAACCAAAUUUCAUAAAAUAAUCAAACCAAAAAUACAAUUAUCUCCUUAUUAUAUGAUGCCUUAUAAAUAAUUUUUAAAUUACAUAUAAUUUGUCGGAUUAUUAAGAGUUACUUUUGAAGAACUACACGAUUUAUGUGAAUUGAUGGAAGUAAUCUAUACAAUAGGUAAAGAAAAAUAUAUUCAUUAUGAUCACUUUCUGAUUGUUUUAAGAGAAUGUAUUAUGCCUAGAGCACAAUUAUAGAAGAAAAAAGAAUAAGAAAAAGGUGAACCAUAACCACCUUAAAUUAUUGAAUCUUACAAACAUUUUUAUAAAGAAAUAAUUAUAAAAUCUACAGGUAUAGAUGAACAAGAAGUAGAAUUAUCUAAUGCUGUUGAAAUUAAUGAAAUUUCAAUCAAUAAAAAUGAUCAAAUUACUUAAUUAGAUGUAAAAUUAAAGAAUGAAUCUUUACAAACCUACCCACUUGAACAUUUACCUGGUGCUUUAGUAGGAACAUUGAAUCUAUCUUAAUAAAAAAAGGUUAUAUUUAUAUUUUCAAAUGAUUCUUAAAUAAUAGAAAUAAAAACAGACACUAAUUCUUUAUUGUUAGGAGAAUAAUGUGAAUUAACAUUAAGUCAUGAAUUAGAAUUAGAGGAAAAUGAAAAAAUAGUCAAAUUUAAUAUCUAGGAUAAAUAAAUUAGAGUUGUUAUCUAAAAUUCAAAAAAAAUAAAAGAAGAAAUCUAAGUAUAUUUCUUAUUUAUCAUACUAGCCUAUAGAAAUGGAUCCAGAAACAGAAUUAGAAUCUUUGAGUUUGCCUUAAGUUCCAGAUAAUUGGAAUUUAGGCAAAUUCUAUGUAAAUAUUACUAGAUGUUAAAAUUGUGAUAAACAUCAAUAAACUACAAGACAUGAAGAAAAAGACUUCAUUGAAAAAACAGAAUAUAUUUCGAAUCUUCUUAAAGAACUAUUUCCAAAUGUUGAGAUUAUUGAAAAUGAAGAUAAAACUGAUAAAUUAGAAAAUUUUGAAGUCUAUAUUAAAAAUGCAAUUGGUCCUGAAAAAGUUAUGCUUCUUUAAAAAUAAGAGAGCAUGAUUAAAUUUAAAGAUAAUUUUAAUGAUAAAUUGCCGAAUCUAUUUGAAAAACUUAUGAGAAUAAUUAAUUUUUAUGGUACUACAGAGAAAUUAGGACAAGAAUAAGAAAAGUUUAAGUGA